Messenger RNA from Anolis sagrei ordinatus, 1068 nucleotides. RefSeq names its product platelet glycoprotein IX-like. Gene Ontology annotation, molecular function: protein binding. The record is from RefSeq and is a predicted model, not a curated record. NCBI's taxonomy places the organism in Eukaryota, Metazoa, Chordata, Lepidosauria, Squamata, Anolidae.
AGUGCAGCCCCAGCUUAUCUCUGCUAGCCACUUCCUUCAUGAGUGUUUGCCCACUUCCUGCGCAGCCAAUCAAGUGGAGCUGCUUGCCGUAUGCUGACGAUGACAGGUCUGCUUGUCACAAGCCACAGAAGCAAGAAAUUAGUAUGUCACCCAUCUAAAAUGAGCCACACAGAAAAGGCGUUCCAGAGGAGUUCGAGAAAGGGCCCCGAUGCACUGGCUAACCUGUUCUGCUUUUUCAUGCAAUGAAGAAAAUACAGAGAAUCCUGAAAAUCGGCAUAAAUAUCCUUAAAUGAAAAUAAAAGAAUGCAAAGCUACAAACAAGGUGGUCCCUCCAUGUGUUUUGGACUUGAAAAUGGUCACAUGUCAAGGACUGCUGAUUUUUCUGUUCCUUGAGACUGCCUCAGCAAGUUCCUGUCCUGACCGUUGUACUUGUUCACCAUCAGAUCAGAACCCACUAAAAGUGGACUGCAGCUUCAGAGAACUGAUGACACUUCCUCACCUACCCAGCUCAACACAAGAACUGUACCUCCAGGAAAACAAAUUGGAAACAAUACAGCCAGGUGCAUUUGAUAACCUUCAGAUGCUGCAAGUCAUCAAUUUAUCAAGUAAUCCAUGGCACUGUGACUGUGGAAUUCUGUAUCUGAGAAACUGGUUAGAAGACCAAGUGGAAAGCACGCACACUGGUGGUGUGACUUGCUUUACUCCUCCUUCACUUCACAAAAGACCUAUAUCUGAGCUAAAAAGAAAUGAACUUCUUUCUUGUUCCAUAUCCAAAAGACGUUGUUCAGAUCUCUUAUUCUUUGAUGCACCAAUCUUCAUUUUAGUAUUCAUUACUCUCCUGAUUUGUGGUUUCCUAAUAACAAGAAGGACUAAAUUUAAAGUGGAGGUUUGUGACACCCGCACAAACAUCCCAAGAAUAUUACCUUCAACUUCUUAUCAGUUGAAAAGAAGAACGAGAAGAGUAUCAAGCAAUUCAUCAUUGCUAGUGACGAUUGUGCCGUAGACUGCCAAACAUGAAGAAAGGCAAACAUAUUAUUUCUGUUGAUCAUUAAAAGUGAAGUAGAAAGC